UCGACUGCUUCCGCGUCGCUACGCCGCGUGUGACCCCACCUCGGUCACGGCUCUGCGCGGCCGGUCUGCGCAUAUGCCAGGCUGAGCUUCUUUCGGCCAGUUUCCCGGGGCUUUGAGACGGGACGGGGCGGGGAUGGGGACCUGGGCCCCUGGCGGCUGCCGUUUCGGUCGCUGAGAGCCAGCCCUACAGCCACAGUCCUUCCAACACGCUCGGCCUCCCCGCUUUCAGAGCACCCCCUCCCCGGAUAAGACACCGACUCGGCCGGGGGGGGCAGAUCCCCCGACCACUUUUUUCCCUCCUCUUCAGCGCCUUCCCCUUCCCAUCCCUGAGCCCGGCCUUCCUGCGUUUCCAGCCGGCCCCUCACCCUCAAAGCAGACGUGGGAUUGGAGGAGGGAGUUUGGCCAGGGAUGGGACUUACCAAACUCCUUGGGGACCUUGAUUCCCAGGGAAGAAUGGCAGUGACCCAGCACGGAUUGGGGACCCAGUCAGGCAGCCCAGAAAGAGGGAGAUUAUACAAACAGAUGUAAAGACCCACUUAACAACAUGUGUGAACCUGUCUACAAGGCUGGGACGGGAUAUGAGGUGCGAAGAAUCCAGUUUCAACCGAGUGGUGUAUCAGAAAAAGAUGCCAUCUCAGUGUUGGUUUGUGUUUAUUUUCCGCUGACCCUAUGGGUGAAGAUAUCCUUGACCAUGACUGCAUCUGAAUAUGUUCCAGCUCAUCCGAUGUUACAUCACCAGGUUGAAAGCUAUGGAGAUCUCCACAAGGAUUUGGAGAAGAGUCCUAAUAGUUAUUAAAAUUCUGGACUAGAUCUACUAGGAAAGGUAGAUGGACUAUAAGGCACUUGCCCAAAAAACUGCUCAAGAAAUUUUAGGUUACUAUCAAGAUACAUCAGGCUGGAAAGUGGUUAAGACUUCAGACACAUUCAUAUGUCAUACCAUUACACAAAGUUUUGCCAUGGGCUCAAUAUCCCCCCGAGACUUUAUCGGCUUAGUGUAUUUGAAGCACUACGAAGGGAAUAUGGAUAUUAUCAGUUCUACUAGUGUGGAUUUUCCAGCAUAUCCUCCAUCUUCAAAUUAUAUCCGUGGUUGUAACCAUGCUUGUGGCUAUAUAUGUUCACCUCUGCAAGAAUAAGUGAACCCAGCAUAUUCCAAAAUAGUGAUGUUUGUCCAGACAGAAAUGAGAGGAAAAUUGGCCCCAUCAAUAAUUGAAGCAACGAUGCCUUCCAAUUUAGGAAGCUUCCUCCUCAAUGUAAAAGAUGGAGUAAAGACACACAAAAUUCCAUCAGGACGUGGAUGUCAUCAUAAUGGGCAUUCGUCAUUCCUAAAGAAGAAAUGAGGCCAUUUAAAAUCAUGUGUGGCAGUUAACUGCCUUUUACUUCUAAGUCAAUAUGCAUAAAUACUGUUACACUAUUCUAAACUGUAUUCUUGAACAAACUAUUGAAGGUACUUUGUGAAAAUAAGAGCUCAUAGUUGUACAAGAGAAGCAUUAAAUAUAGUUUUUAAUCUCAUAUAAGAAUAAUGUUAAACAACAAGUGUUCUUAAUGGACUUUUAUCUUUUGCUUUUUUUCCCUGGAAAAUGCUCUGCAAGAAAACAUCAAUAAGAAAGCAUAUACAGUUAGAGGUCAGCAUUAAUUAAAGAUUAAAAUAUAUUUUAAAUUGUUUUUCUUUCACUUACUGCUUAAAUUGAUAACUGUAGGAAACAGGAACAUAAAAAUUGAAAAGAAUUCCACUAGAAUGUUUGACAACUGAUACCUGGAAUCUGCAGCUGAAUCAUGAAUCAAUUUUUGGUCUGGCCAGAAUGUAGUAGCCUGUUCCUCCCAAGUCCUUCCUCGUAAAACUAGAAGACCUGCACUUAGCACAACAGACAAGCAUAGGAAGACUCCAGCAUAGGUGGCAAGAAGGCAAGCUGGCCAAGGACCUGGGGACUUGAGGAAUGUCUUAGCAGUGAGUUCUCUGGGUUUCCUUAUUGCCAUCCGUAUAUUCCAGACGGGGCGCUGCAGAAGCCUCCAACCUGGGACUGCUGACAGGAAAGAGGAAAAAAGAGGGGGGAGGCUUUAGGAAAAGGCCUGCUCCUCUGCUCCUCCUCGCCAUAGGAGUGUCCACAAACCAAAGGGGGGCCCAGCAGAACACCAGCCAAACACCAGCCUAAAAACUGCACCUACCCCACCGUGUGGGCAAAGCAGAGCGAAUCUGCCACCCCACCUCAUCUCUGCGCCGCAGGAGCAGGCGGUGGUGCUUGGACACCCCCAGCCUGUGGUGUCGGCAAGGUCGAGCAGGGAGCUCAUCUUCCACCUUCCGUCCGGCAGAGGCAGGUAUGGUGCUUUGAUAUCCCUGCUGGGGUGGUGGUAGUGGGAUUCAGUGGCAAAGUGAGCUUGCACCCGCACCUGGCAGCAGCAAGAUGUCACCAGCUAAGUCAAGGAAGAGCUAGUCACCAGUCAGCUUCCCUGAUCCUUGGUGUCCCCAAGGCCCAGCACGAUGUGAGCCUCCAUCCCCACCCAGCAUCAGUGUUUUCCCCUCUAUAGUGUGUUGAAUGGUGACCCCCAGAAGGUACAUCCUUGUCAAAUCCCUGGAACCUUGAAUGUGACCUUAUUUGGAAAAAGGAUCUUGGCAGAUGUAAUUAAAUUAAGGACCUCAGGAUGAGAUCAUCCUGGAUUAUCAGGCUCUAAGUCCAGUCACAAGUGUCCUCAUAAGAGAUGCACAAAGGAGAGACAUGUGGAGAGGAGGAGGCCAUGUGAAGACAGAGGCAGAGAUUGGGGUUGUGCAGCCCUAAGCCAAGCAACACCUAGAGCUGCCAGAAGCUGAAAGAGGCAAAGAAAGAUUCUCCCCUAGAGCCUUCAGAGGAAGUGUGGCCCUGCCGACACUUUAAUUUCAGACAUCUGGCCUCCAGAGCUGUGAGAAUAAAUUUCUGUUCCUUUAAGCCACCAAAUUUGUGGUAAUUUGUUACGAUAGCUAUAGGAAACUAAUAUACCCUCACUGGUGUCAGCAGGGUUCAGUGGGAAUCUGGGCCUCUGCUCCUAGCUUGCAUCAACAAGGUGAAACAAGGUGUGGGACAUGGGGUCAGUCAGCACUCCACUUCCCCUUCCCCUCCCUGGUGUCAUCGGGGCCCAGUGGGGAGCUGAGCUUAUAUUUGCACUUGGAGGCAACAAAUCUAUGCAAAUCAGUGCCCAUUUUUGCCAGGAAGGGGAGCUGAGCUGCCCCCUCACAUCUGCAAUGAGGGUCGGUCAGUGCUCUACUUUCACCAGGGUGGUGAGAGCAGGGCCUAGUGGGGAGCUGAAUGUACAUACCCACCAGUCCUCUCCUUACACCUCAGCUAGGAGACUGCCUGCUGAGAUGGAAGGUUCAAUAGGAUCCAGAGUCCUUUGGAAAGGAAAGAAGAACAGCGGAAUGGGUAAAAAGAGGUGAAAAUGUCAAAUGUCAUAUACUGUUCUCAGGAGUAUAUUAAAUCACAUUUGAUGGUUGACAGCGGUACAAAAGCAAUUCAUUGGAGGAAGGACAGCCUUUCAGCAAAUGGUGUUGGAGUAACUAACAUCCAAAGGCCUAAUCCUGCACUUUGUACAAAAAUUAACUCAACAUGGAACAUGGGCUUAAAUGUAAAACAUUAAACUACAAAACUUCUAGGAGGAAAAUCUUCAGAACCUACAGCUAGGCAGAAUUCUUACACUGGAUACCAAAAGUAUGAUCCAUAUAAGGAAAAAUAGCAAAUUA
Messenger RNA from Eubalaena glacialis (North Atlantic right whale), 3706 nucleotides. It is a transcript of the gene STARD6, whose product is annotated as StAR related lipid transfer domain containing 6. Gene Ontology annotation, molecular function: lipid binding. Lineage: Eukaryota; Metazoa; Chordata; Mammalia; Artiodactyla; Balaenidae. The record is from RefSeq and is a predicted model, not a curated record. The transcript has 6 exons.